This is a messenger RNA of Fraxinus pennsylvanica, 393 nucleotides long. Lineage: Eukaryota; Viridiplantae; Streptophyta; Magnoliopsida; Lamiales; Oleaceae. The record is from the annotation of a GenBank genome assembly.
AUGGCGAAUAGAGUUCAGAUCCGCACAAGCAGCUCAGCACUCAUCGCCAUGAUCGCUGAUGAGGAUACAAUUACUGGAUUUUUGCUGGCUGGAGUUGGCAAUGUUGAUUUGAGGAGGAAAACGAAUUAUCUCAUUGUGGACUCAAAAACUACGGUGAAACAGAUUGAAGAUGCUUUCAAAGAAUUCACAGCAAGGGAAGACAUUGCAAUUGUGUUAAUCAGCCAAUAUGUUGCAAAUAUGAUAAGGUUUUUAGUGGAUAGCUACAACAAGCCUAUUCCAGCAAUUCUGGAAAUCCCGUCCAAGGACCAUCCAUAUGAUCCUGCACACGACUCUGUUCUUUCGCGAGUGAAGUACCUCUUCUCAACUGAGUCGGUGGCAUCUGGAAGGCGUUAA